AUGACUGAAAGUUCUGUAAUCAAGUAUUUGGAAUAGUAUGUGUUAUUUAACAACAUGUAAGUUGCAUCAAAAGGUACAGUAUUUAGAGGAUGUUUAUUAACUAAUACAACAGAAUGUUUAGCAAUCAAAUAAUGCGAAUUACAUGUAAAUUUUCAAUUAAAAUAAUAAGUCUGAAUCUGAAAGUUUGAAAAUCUUAGAUCUCAUCAAAAUGGAAUUGAAGAAAUUAAAGAAUAUCAAACAUCCUAAUUUGGUUAAAAUAUAUGAUGUUAUCAAAAAUCACAAUAUGUUAUAUUUCAUUCAAAUAUAUUGUGAAGAUGGUAGUUUACAAGAUUAUUUAACUCUAAGAAAAGAGAAACCCUUAAGUGAAGUACUUUAUGUGUUCAUAAAUUAAGCAUGAGUCAAUACAAUUCAUGUAGCAUAUUAUAGAAGGAUAUAAAGAGUUAAAUAAAGCUAACAUCAUUCAUAAUAAUUUAAAACCAUCCAAUAUCUUAUUACAUAAAGGAGUGGCUAAAAUCUCUGAUCCUUAUUAUGCAGGAAUUCUAUAAUAAGAAUUUAUGAAAGGAGUUGCCAUUUAAGACUUAAAUACCUUAAGGAAUGUUCCAUUUCCAAGUUAUUUGGCUCCUGAGAUUCUGCAUGGAUAACCAUUUACUAAUAAAUGUGAUAUUUGGUCAUUGGGCUUAAUAUUUUAUUAAAUGCUUUAUGGAGUAUUUCCUUGGUAGGCAUAUUCUAUCCAUGAAUGGUUGGAAAAUGUUAGUAAAUUCGUACGUACUUAUCUCUCUUAGUUAGCCAUUGCAAUUUCCUCCUAGACCAAUUAGAAAAUAGACUCUUAAAGAUCUCAUAACAAGAAUGCUUACUUUUUCAUAAGAAGACAGAAUCUCAUUUGAGGAUUUGAUUCAAGAUCCUAUAUUAAUUAUCAAAUAGGAAGAAGAAUAAAUUGAUUUUUAAGGUUCAUCAGAUAAAGGUAUUAUUUUAUCUUAAAUAAGAUGAAUUUUUAUAUGUUUUAAAAGCAAACAGUAUUUUACUAGAGAAAAAUUUAGUUAUCAGAUAUCUAAUGAAAGAGCAAAUAGUAUUAACUUUAGAGGAAACUUAAUAUCAAUCAAGUGAUGUGGAAGCAAGAAUAUAAUAAUGUUUAUUUGAAAAAGAACCUGAUAUCAAUGUAAUAAUAAAAUAUUAUAGAAAGGUUGAAAGAAUGUAUAUUAAAUAUAAGAAUGAUAAGAAGAAGAAAGAUGUUUUUUACAAAUAUUAUUAAUAUUUUAUUUUUGAAAGAAAUAUUGCCUUUUUUUAUAAUUUUCUUGUUUAAAAGAUAGUUAAAUUGUAAGUAGAUUGGCAAAUAUAAUUAUCAAUAGAUUUUUAUCAUAGAUUGAUUUAUUUAAUAGCUAAAUAUUAAAUGAUUGUAUUAACAAGAAUUAGUAAUUAACUUCAAGCAAAUGGUAAUCACAAUUUUGAUCAAGAUCUUUGGGGAAGAUUUCAAAAAUCUUAAGUAUUUAAGAUUGUGUAUAAAACAUUAGUAAUUUGAAUUAUUGGUAGCGUAAAUAGAAUAAGAUGGUCUUAAUUCUUUAGAUUUCUUUAAUUCGAUUACAAAAAGAUGUUAGUAAAUUUUACAAGAGGAAUUUGAGAAUAAUAAAAAUAAUUAAUUAGUAGUUGGAAUGAUAAAGAAUUUUUAUGCAGUUUUGAAUGAGAAUUUUGAAGCUAAUGAAAUAUUUAAUGUACUCUAUAGAGAAAGUAUUAUGGAAUGUCUUAAGAUUGUUAAAAAUUUAGCUAGUAAAUAAUUAGAUAUCAAUCAAUUAAAUUAUUAUCUAUUAAUUGCACUUAAUCCAUAUGAUGAAUUUAAAGAUAUCAAUUAUGAUUUUAAUAUAUUUUAUGAAGAUUCAGAGAAUUAUUCAAUUUAAGAGUUAUAAGAAAAAUUAGCAAAGAAAAAUAAUAAAUGA
Paramecium pentaurelia is the source of this 1928-nucleotide messenger RNA. The record is from the annotation of a GenBank genome assembly. Lineage: Eukaryota; Ciliophora; Oligohymenophorea; Peniculida; Parameciidae.